AUGUCAGCAAAGGAUUAUUAAACUAUGAUGAUGGGGAGAAUUAACAUUUUUACACUUUCAUUAUUAACUUAUAAAAUGACACCUAGAAGUUGUAAACUUUCUUAUGAAUUUGGUCAAAGAUAAUAUCUAUUAGAACCAAAAGUAAAUUUUGAUUUUAUCUAAGCUUAACUUUCAAUAAAAACUAAGGAACCCUUAUAGAAUUAAAUUGAAAUUUUGAUGACACAAAGUUUAAGAGCUAAAGAAAUUAAUUCUUAUUUUAGCCUGGUUAUUAAGAUGAUCAUAUAAAUCUAUCAUGUCUACUAAUCUAUUGUAGAUUAAAUAAUAGUUGAUGAAGAAGAUUGUGAUGAUGAUAAGAUGGAUGUCCUUAAUGUUAAUUUACAUGUUAAGAUGAAUGUUAAAUUUCUUUUCAAAGGUAAAUAUUAUCAAUGCAAAGAUUUAUUAUUAAUUAAUUGGAGCAAUUCACACAUGCAGAUCAAUUUUGGGUGA
This is a messenger RNA of Paramecium primaurelia, 486 nucleotides long. The record is from the annotation of a GenBank genome assembly. Lineage: Eukaryota; Ciliophora; Oligohymenophorea; Peniculida; Parameciidae.